Mercenaria mercenaria is the source of this 7083-nucleotide messenger RNA. RefSeq lists its product as uncharacterized. The record is from RefSeq and is a predicted model, not a curated record. The transcript is spliced from 3 exons. Bases 7 to 1203 code for a protein of 398 amino acids. Lineage: Eukaryota; Metazoa; Mollusca; Bivalvia; Venerida; Veneridae.
AGUAAAAUGGCGGCGAAUGUGUUGCCGGAGAAAGUUUCUGAGAACAGCAUCAGAGUGUUAAAUACUUUGUUUGACAAGAAUUUAAAGACAUACUUUAGUUUUGAAGUGGGCUUUUGUAAUGCACACCAGCCUUACUCCUUCCGGAAAGCGUAUAUUGAAUGUCCACAAUUUUUAAGUCACAAACGUGAUAACGUCCCAGCUGUGCAGUUACACAAGUUGCUGGCUUCGGCUUUUAAAAUUUUGAGACCAUGUGAAAAGAAUGGAAUUAAAGUCGUCCGUCUCCCAGGCACAACUAAUGAGCUUUUUAGGAAUCAACAAGAUGCAGUGAAAUUUCUGAUUCUUUUCAUUGAAAACUACAAGGAUCAUGAAGAGGCUUUUCAUAUGGCAAUGAGAGAAGAAAAAGAGCCCGAGAGGGUUGAAUGUGCUGUCCUUGGUGCCCACAUUUUCUCCAGCUUAGCACUUGGCGGUAUAGUGAAAAUGAAGAAUACAACAGGCCAGGCUGAAGAGUGUCCAUGUUCUUGUGGAAUGAUCUUGUCAGCAGGAAACACUGGAAUAGGUCACAAGAAAGUUUGGCAUGGAUUUCCGGAUCUACUAGUGAACCACACCGCAGUCACAGUUACACGGAGAACAAUUGAUGUAGAUGAAAGUCGUGAGGAAUACCGCCCAAGUACAUCUAAAAGGAUAAGACUUGAGAAAAUGGAAAGUGUUGAAUCUGAAUAUGAAGCAUGUAACAAACAGAACACUCUUUAUGGCAUAGAUUUUUCUGCCCAGUUAAUAAGUCAAGCUAUAACGCAUGGUUUUGCACAGAGAAAAAAAUAUAAUUUUGUUAAUUGUCUGGUUCCUACUAUUGGAUUUACUCUGAACAGACUCUUGAUUUAUUUGUAUGAUCCAGACCGGGAUAUAUUACUUCGGAGAAAGGAUAGAUUAGAAUUGAUGGAUCAGAAUGAUUGUCUUAUAUUGCCAGCAGUCGUUGAACUUUGGUUCAUUUUGAACCUACAUCUUUUUGGAGCAACAAUGUCAGAGCAGAUUUGUUCAAAACUAUGCAAAAGUGGUUUAAAAUCACAUUUAGAAGAAUUUGGUGGUCUGGAUAUUUACCAACAAUCUCUUCUAGUGGGUGCUGGAAAGAAUGAGUUGUCUCAGGGAAUACAACUUGAUGCAAACAUUCUAGCCAGUAAACAUGCUUUUUGUUUUGUAGAUCAGUAAAUUUAUGUUGAGAGAGUAUCUUUCAGGCCAAUGCUUGUUUGUAAGUAAUUUGUUAGCUGAACACGGUCCAUUUUUCAUCAGAAUGUUGAUACAAUACAAACAUGAUACAGGUUAACUUCAAACUUUAUAACAGUUUUGUCAUGCUGUAGCUGAAUUUUGCUUUAUUAUACCUUUUAUUCAUCUUAGUUUUAGGGAAAAAAUGCAAGUACAAUUCAGGAGAGCACAGAGUCAUUGCAUAAAGGUGAGCUCUUACUCAAGACCUGAUCUCUGGUAUCUGCUGUUGUUUAUUGCCAGACUUUGACAUUUUCAAACCACUUCCCAUUAGCUGCUGCUUAAUGGAUACUCAUUUGAAUUUGAUCAGUAGUGUUGAGACAUUAGGUCUGUCUUUGUAUUUGGUCAUAUGGGGUUGCUCAACUUUAAACUAAAGAGGACAGCAGAACCAAGAAUGGAGCCCCUGUCAAAUUAGUUCAAAAAGUUUCAGGACUAAAAAUUAAAACUCUUCCAGGCCCCGACCUCAUUUAUACCUGCUUGAUAGAUUUUCACUAAAGUUUGUAAUAGACAUCUCAUCAGAACUUGUUUAAUUGGUACAUGCUGGUCCAAUAGUAGGGAACCAGUGUCAGAAUCCAGUUUUGCCACUGUUCUGAUAGUUUCAGUAUUGAGUGUAGAAUUAGCCAGUCAGAAAUUGUUUAAAAACCCCAAUUUUUAUGAUGUUGGACCCUGGCAUGGAAUUUUCUUAAGACAGUAAUAGAGCAGUCCAGCUAGGUUAACAUCCACCAGACUGGCAAACAUUGAAUCUGUUUGUGAUCUAAGUUUUGUACAAGAUCAGUUUUUCCUCAACUUACGUACAUUGAAAUUAAAAACUGUCAGUGCCAGUUUCUGACAGAUCAGUUUUCCUGGAGUGUUUGUUUAAGACAUAGAGGUUUCAUUUCCUUCUAGACAUGGUAGAAUCAUUUCCUUCUAGACAAGGUAGAUUAAAUUAAAAAUUUGCUUCUAGACAAGGUAGAUUAAUUUCCGUCUAGACAAGGUGGAUUAAUUUCCUUCUCUAGACUAGGUAGAUUCGUUUCCUUCUAGACAAGGUAGAUGUAGUUUCAAGUUUAAAGUCAGGUGGAUGACUUUGGCCUUUUUGUUAAUAAUUACUAUCUCACUUUUUAGCUUGACUAUCCAAAGAAUAGUAGAGCUAUUGGACUCGCCCGUGCAUUGGUGUCCGCAUCUGCAUCGGCAUCCCGAUUUGGUUAAGUUUUUGUACAGGUUCCAUAACUCUAUUUUGCUUUUUUACAAAAUUAUACCCUUUUUUCGACUUUGGUUAAGGUUUUGUAUGUAAGCUGGUAUCUCAGUAUCCACUAAUGGGAAUGGAUUGAAACUUCACACACUUGUUCACUGUCAUGAUCUGACAUGCACUGUGCAGGUCCCAUAACUCUACUUGGCAUUUUGUUCAAAAUUAUGCACCUUUUUCGACUUAGCCGUUUUUGUAUGUAAGCAGGUAUUUCAGUAUCCACUAAUGGGAAUGGAUAUAAACUUCACACACUUGUCCACUGUCAUGAGCUAAUAAACACUAUGCAGGUUCCAUAACGCUGUUUCCCAUUUUUACAAAUUUAUGCCCCUUUUUUGACUUUUGUAUUCAUUCAAUUGACCAGGCUGUUGAAUAGUCAAGCAUUGCUGUCCUCCGACAGCUCUUGUUGUAUAAUUUGAGAUUUUAUACUAUGUGACUUUUGGGAAUCUCUUCAUGAUCUUGAUAGAUGGCAAUAACAGGAAUGAAAAUGGUAUGAAUCAUAACUAGAAUGCUUUCCAUGUAUAGUGAGUAUAACAAGUGAACAUGAAACACAGCUUGAUACUAGUGCAUUAAUAGAUCUUAUACAUUCACUGCAGUAGUUUUUCUAAUUAUUUUCUCUUUCAUUGUUUCUUGAUUUUUCAUCUAUAUCCAGUGUUAAACCCAUACUGCCACACUUUCUGUUUCCAGGAUAUAUUCCUAAGGCACAUUUGUUUGUUUAAUAAUCACAUUUAGCAAAUAUGCUUAAGGUGAGCUGUUGUUUUUAGCUCACCUGUCACGUAGUGACAAGGUGAGCUUUUGUGAUCACCCUUCGUCCGUCGUCCGUCCGUGCAUCAACAAUUCCUUGUCUGCACAGUAGUGGUUUCAUUUAUGAUUUUAUUUUAACCAAACUUGCACUUAACUUGUAUCACCAUAAGAUCACAGUUCCUUUCUUGAACUGGCCAGAUCCCAUUAUGGGUUCCAGAGUUAUGGCCCCUGAAAGGGCCAAAAUUAGCUAUUUUGACCUUGUCUGCACAAUAGCAGCUUUAUUUAUGAUUUGAUUUUUACCAAACUGGCACACAACUUGUAUCACCACGAGAUCUUGGUUCCUAUCUUGAACUGGCCAGAUUCCAUUAUGGGUUCCAGAGUUAUGGACCCUUAAAGGGCCAGAAUUAGCUAUUUUGACCUUGUCUGCACAAUAGCAGCUUCAUUUAUGAUUUGAAUUUAACCAAACUUGCACACUACUUGUAUCACCAUAAAAUCUUGGUUCCUUUCUUGAACUGGCGAGAUUCCUUUAUGGGUUCCAGAGUUAUGGCCCCUGAAAGGGCCAAAAUUAGCUAUUUUGACCUUGUCUGCACAAUAGCAGCUUCAUUUAUGAUUUGAAUUUAAUCAAACUUGCACAAAACUUGUGUCACCAUAAGAUCUCGGUUCCUUUCUUGAUCCGGCCAGAUCCCACAAUGGGUUCCAGAGUUAUGGCCCCUGAAAGGGCCAAAAUUAGCUAUUUUGACCUUGUCUGCACAAUAGCAGCUUCAUUUAUGAUUUGAUUUUAACCAAACUUGCACACAACUUGUAUCACCAUGAGAUCUUGCUUCCUUUCUUCAGCUGGCCAGAUUCCAUCAUGGGUUCCAGGGUUAUGGCCCCUUAAAAGUCCAAAAUUGGCUAUUUUGGCUUUUGCAGCCAUAUAGAGACUUCAUUUAUGGGUUUAUUUUAUACAAACUUCCAAAAUAUCUUCAACAACAAUAAAUCUUGGAUUCCAUGACAAGUCAGAUCCAAGCGUAGAUUCCAGAGUUAUUUUAUAUCUGAUUACCUCCCCUGAUUGUAAUCAAAAUGGAUUUAUAUCAUUAAGUACUUAUAGGACUUAUUUGAAAUUUCAUUAUUGUUAUUAGUUGGACAGAGACAAUCAGGGUAGAUAACUAUGGACUGGUUUUAUUUCAAAUUACCUCCCUUUAUUUCAAAUUAAGAUGGGUAUAUCUCCAUAACUAAUGAAGAUACUGAUCUGAAAUUUUAUUUAUGUCAACAGAUUUAUUUGGCAGAUCCUUCUUUUGUUCACUUACAAUAUUUAUUUUUAGCUCAUCUGAUUUUUUGAAAAAAAAUGAUGAGUUAUUGUCAUCACUUGAGCGGUUGUCGGCGUCGGCGUCGGCGUCGGCGUUGCCUGGUUAAGUUUUAUGUUUAGGUCAGCUUUUCUCCUAAACUAUCAAAGCUAUUGCUUUGAAACUUGGAAUACUUGUUCACCAUCAUAAGCUGACCCUGUAUAGCAAGAAACAUAACUCCAUCUUGCUUUUUGCAAGAUUUAUGGCCCCUUUUGUACUUAGAAAAUAUCAGAUUUCUUGGUUAAGUUUUAUGUUUAGGUCAGCUUUUCUCCUAAACUAUCAAAGCUAUUGCUUUGAAACUUGGAAUACUUGUUCACCAUCAUAAGCAGACCCUGUACAUCAAGAAACAUAACUCCAUCUUGCUUUUUGCAAGAUUUAUUGCCCCUUUUGGACUUAGAAAAUCAGUUUUCUUGGUUAAGUUUUAUGUUUAGGUCAGCUUUUAUCCUAAACUAUCAAAGCUAUUGCUUUAAAACUUGCAACACUUGUUCACCAUCAUAAGUUGACCCUGUAUAGCAAGAAACAUAACUCCGUCCUGCUUUUUGCAAGAUUUAUGGCCCCUUUUGGACUUAGAAAAUAUCAGAUUUCUUGGUUAAGUUUUAUGUUUAGGUCAACUUUUCUCUUAAACUAUCAAAGCUAUUGCUUUGAAACUUGCAACACUUGUUCACCAUCAUAAGCUGACCCUGUACAGCAAGCAACAUAACUCCAUCCUGCUUUUUGCAAUAAUUAUUGCCCCUUUUGGACUUAGAAAAUCAUUUUCUUGGUUGAGUAUUAUGUUUAAGUCAACUUUUCUCAUAAACUAUCAAAGCUAUUGCUUUAAAACUUGCAACAGUUUUUCACAUUCAUAAGUGGACACUGUACAUCAAGAAACAUAACUCUAUCCUGCUUUUUGCAAGAAUGAUGGCCCUUUUUAGACUUAGAAAAUCAUGGGUAGGACAAUAUUUCUAUUACACAAAAAAAAUCAGAUGAGCGUCAGCACCCGCAAGGCGGUGCUCUUGUUUUAAUUACUUCCCUUUUAUGUUACUAUAAAUAGCUUAUUUUUAGUAACUUUUUUAUUAUUGGCGGUAGGGAAAAACCAAGACCACUUUUCUGUGGUACAACAUGGAUGGUACCUCCAAUUUUUAGGUGUAUUUUGACAUAUUUAUACCUUGUAAGAAUUUUUUUUUCUUUUUGGUUAAAUUUCUUCCCUUUGUUGUUCCUGUCCUUUGGACUUUGAUAUUUUACUGAGGACCUUCUUGUCCUCAAGUGCAAUGAUAACAGGUGAGCGAUAUAGGGCCAUCAUGGCCCUCUUGUUUGUGUCUGUCUUAGUGUAUAGUGCAUAAGAGGUACUAAUUUUGACUCAUUGAGACUUUGUUGAAUGUGUGCUUUGGUAAAAGAUUAGACUAAGUUUCAUACAGGCUCAAACAGUUUCAGUUUCAGAUAUUAUGAAAUUCUUGUUAACACUAAAAAAAUUAGAGGAAACAUUUUCUGCUUCAUCAUCACUGAAUUUUGUCAGAAUGUUAGUCCUUAUUAUGCUACCCACAUUUAUGUGGGAGGGGGGCAUGAAGCGUUGAUGCUGUCUGUACAUCGGACGAUUCCGUCUAUACAUGCAUACAGUAAUAGUGUGUGUUUAACUACACCCCCACUAUUAACCUGAUUUGCUUCAAACUUUCACAGAUGAACAAGCUUAAUGUGCAAAGGAAGAAUUAACUUUUACUGUGAUUAUUUUUACCACAGUUGAGGGUAAAAAAUAGGUCACUAGGGUAAGUCAUAGAAAAUCUAUGUUAACCCUACAUGCCGCAUUUUCUACCUGAUCUUCAUGAAACUUUAUACAAUGUUCAUAUUAUGCCAUGAUAUGUCCCAAAUGUUAAUGUAUACCAAUAUAUACAUGUACAAUAGUUAUGACAUUUUUAUGUCCGCUCUGUUACUCUUGAACUGCUUGAAGGAUUCACCACAUCGAGAUAACGUGCAGAGCGCAUGUUUUGGAUGGCUCACUUCUAGAUCAAGGUCCCACUUAGGGGUCAAAGGUCAUACCUUCGGGUGUAUUUUGCUCUGCAUUGCGUUGCUGUUGCUUUCUCCUUUUGUAACUUACCCCUGGUUUUAAUACAGUUUCUCUAAAUGGUAACGGAUCAGCCCUGGCAAUGCCCAGUCUCACUUUUGGAAAUAUUUUUGCAGAAGGACCUCCUUGAUUUGCAAGUUGUGGUGUGUUGGUUAUUUUUUAAAACCUACUCUAAAAAUUAUAACUAUUCUCUCUUUCUUUAGACAAAAACUGAUUCAAUUUAAUAAAUGAUAUAUGAUUAUGUAUCAUUUUAUCAGUCAAAUAUAUAAAUACUGAUGAUUUUCCUUGAAUUUAUACAUGUACAUGCAUGUCAUAAUAAGAUAUGAGAAAUUUGAAAAGAUGUUUCUGAAGUGUAAGAUUAACAAUUUUCAGCUUUUUAAUUGUUACCUCUUAAUAUAGAAAAAAUGUGAUCUUUGAUUCUCUAUUCUGUUAUGUAAAAGUUUCAGAGUUUGAUCAAUGAUUUCAUGUACAUCUUUAUUUGAACAAUAAAACAAGUCAUUCAAAACAAG